This is a messenger RNA of Baudoinia panamericana UAMH 10762, 1647 nucleotides long. RefSeq lists its product as uncharacterized. The record is from RefSeq and is a predicted model, not a curated record. Gene Ontology annotation, biological process: intracellular calcium ion homeostasis. NCBI's taxonomy places the organism in Eukaryota, Fungi, Ascomycota, Dothideomycetes, Mycosphaerellales, Teratosphaeriaceae. Gene Ontology annotation, molecular function: enzyme regulator activity. The coding region runs from base 95 to 1351 and encodes 418 amino acids. Gene Ontology annotation, cellular component: endoplasmic reticulum membrane. The transcript has 4 exons.
AAAUGGAUACGAACGAGUUUUCAUCUGGCCGUCGAGAAUGAUUGUGAUCGGUGCUAUGAAUUAGACGCUUCAGCAACGCCUACGACCACCUGCUAUGGGGCCCUCGCACCAACUUCACGAACAAGCCCAACGUUUCCUCGACCGUACCGACAGCGAUGACGACCGCAACCCCGACGUCGAGCUGUCCCAGCUUGGUGGUGCCGAGACGCUGAAUGGCGAGCGCAUCGCAGCCCAACACUACCGUCUGCCAUCUCAGACGAAGGCAUCUCCCCUACUUGUAGGCCUCGCUCUGCUGUUCACCGUCCUCGGCUUCGUUAUCAACACAGAGGCGACCGAGUAUUUCGAAAGCCUGCUGGGCUGGAAGAAGCCGUUUGCUACCUUGUAUAUCACGCAUAGCGCGCUGGCCUUGCCAUGGUUGUGUCACGUUCUCUACCUCCGCUACCAGAACCGCCACAGUCCUUACGUUCUCUGGGCGAAGGAUUACAACAACCGUCUCCGUGAGGCAAUCAGUACCAUUGAUGCCUACACUACCGACGGACCUCGCAUGAUUUGGAAACUGCGUGGCCAACUGGGAGGACCACUCGACUUUCUCGCCACGGCCAUGGCUAUAGUUACGCUCGCCUUAACGGUCAGCGGCGUCGCCUGGUUCCUCGGCCUCACGCUAACCACUCCAGCGGACUUGACCGCGAUUUACAAUUGCUCAACUUUCUUCGCGGCCGCCUUCAGUGUACCACUCUUGAAGGAGAAGUUGGGAAGGUAUAGUGUAGUUGCCGUCGCGCUCUCAAUCGUUGGAACAUUCAUUAUAGCCUACGGUGACACGACGGCCGAACACCCGCUCAAGGAAGACAGUGCUGGCAACGAGGUCGGCACGUCAAGGCUUCUAGGCAAUCUGAUCGCUUGUGUCGGCGCUCUAGCGUUCGGUUUGUACGAAGUCCUCUUCAAGAAGUGGGCAUGCUCUUCUCGUCCAGUGAGUCCGCAGCAAAGCAUGCCACUAACGCUGGCAGCGAGCGGUCUCCUGGGCUUGUACACCUUUGCUACACUAUGGGUUGGACUUGUGUUGCUGCACAUCUUCGGCAUUGAGACGUUCGUUUGGCCGCGAGCGGAGGUGUGGCUGUGGAUUGUCAUCGCUGUGUUGUCCGGUUCAAUGUCCAUUAACCUACUUGCAGUACUCGUAGUCUGGACCGAUCCAGUCUUCGGGAGCUUCGCCAACGUUCUCAGCGUCUUCUUCGUCGCCCUAGCGGACUGGAUACUCUUCGGUCUCACACCAUCCUUCCCCACAUACGUUGGGGGCGGCGUUGUCAUUGUCGCUUUCGCGCUGCUAAGCUGGGAUACUUUCCGCCACCAGCGAUAACAUCGGCAGACCAUCUUAAUAUCAAGCUUCCACUGCCGAACAGCGGUCUUGACAAACACCGGUGCAACGAUUGCUUCACCCACUACAUCCGUCUCAUGGUCCUCAUCGAUCAGCAAUGGCCAUUGCAUCAUCCCGCAAUUUCGUAAGCCUGCGUUGAUUCUGCUCCUCGAUAUCGGGAUCUAGAUGCCUGUCAACAUUUGUCGUACCUGGCUCUAUCCGCCGGAUGACUUUGGCUGGGUUGCCGGCCACAAUCGUGUUAGGCUUCACAUCCUUGGUCACCACGCUCCCCGCCCCAA